AUGACGAUUUCGCACCACUCCCACUCGGGCCAGUUCUGCCUGCACGCCCAAGGCACGCUCGAACAAGUCGUCCAGACCGCGAUCGCGAAAGGGUUCACCACCUUUGGCUUGACCGAACAUGUGCCCAGGUCAAGAGUGCAGGAUUUGUAUCCCGAGGAGGUGAGCGAUGGCAAGUCAUGGGUGUGCUCGACCUACGCCGAGCUGGACGCUGACUCUCUCUCUCGCCCAUACCUCCGCCCCCACCCGGACGACCCCCACUUUUUGCGAAAAGGCCGACCUGACCCCCGAGGACCUCACCACCACGUUCGCCUCCUACCUCGCCGAAGCCCAACGACUCCGGUCCCACUAUUCCUCCCAAAUCACCCUCCUCAUAGGCCUCGAAACCGAAGCCAUACACCCUCUCACCCUAGACGAACUCGACUCCCUUCUUGCGGACCCGUCAAGUCCGAUCCAAUACCUCGUCGGUUCGAUCCACCACGUUUCCGAGACCCCCAUCGAUUUCGAUCAACGAACCUACCAAACCCUCCUCUCCUCCCUCCCCGCUCCCACCACCGAAAGUCGACUCACCCUCCUGUUCUCCUCCUACUUUGACGCGCAAUACGAUCUCCUCGUGCGGUUCAAACCCGAAGUGAUCGGCCAUUUCGACCUGUGUCGGUUGUAUGACCCCGAUCAACAGUUUAGGAAGUAUCCCCAAGUCUGGGCCAAGAUUGAGAGGAACGUCAAACAGGCGAUUGGGUACGGGGCCUUGUUUGAAAUCAACGCUUCGGCUUUUCGGAAGGGGUGGAAGACGCCUUAUCCGGGCCGGGAUGUCUUUGAGGUGAGUGAGGGCGAACGGCCACGAUAUCCAGCUACGGACUACCUGACCCCAAGAGACACACCUCUACCUCUACAGCUGAUCCAAUCCCUCGGCGGCCGCUUCACCCUCUCGGACGACUCGCACGGUCCUCAAGCUGUAGGACUACACUACGACCAAACUUAUUCCUAUCUCGUCGAAAUGGGUCUUCAAGAACUAUGGUAUCUUGCACCUGCACCGGUAGGAUCGGCCGAUUUGAACGUCUCGAGAGGUGUGGUGGCUAGGAAGAUUGAAGGGAGACCUUGGCAAAAGGAGUGGAGGGAUCUGUUGCAGCGAUCAUCGCCCGAUGGGGUUUGA
Molecule: messenger RNA, 1150 nt
Organism: Microbotryum saponariae
Lineage: Eukaryota; Fungi; Basidiomycota; Microbotryomycetes; Microbotryales; Microbotryaceae
Source: the annotation of a GenBank genome assembly